Messenger RNA from Arabis nemorensis, 183 nucleotides. Lineage: Eukaryota; Viridiplantae; Streptophyta; Magnoliopsida; Brassicales; Brassicaceae. The record is from the annotation of a GenBank genome assembly.
AUGUCGGUUCGAAGCUAUCUCUUAGAGAUUCGAACUUAUCCUCAGUUGAAAGUCCUAUAUCCCGUAGGAUUCGGAGCUCGUCCACCCCCUGGGAUUCGAACGUCGUAUAUUAUGCAGAAUUCGAAGGUACAUCAUUUGAACCUAUGCCAUUCGGACAUCUGUCCAUUUAGACCUAAGUCAUAG